AUGCGUUGGCUCUCUACGGCGCUUGUCAUCCUCGCGACGAGCUUGGUAACCGUGUCCGCCGCUAGCGGACCCACUCAGUGUCUCGCUUUUGACAUCAACUGGAACUUGCUGGCGUUUGGGUAUGGCGGGAAGGACUAUAAUGCUGGCACCCAGGACUCGUGGGGGACGUCAGGUAGCGCGACGGACAUUACGACGUCUGGACGCCCCCCGUUCGAUCAACCGAACGUGCAGUGUUUCCUUUCACAGCACUGCACCCGUACUAAUGCUAACCAUCAUCGUCAUCGUCGGUACCAGUUUACCAACGCCAUCUACGUCAUCAACGGCGACUCAAAAAACCCAACCACCGUCUACAUCUACGACGCAAUGGCCAAAUCAUGGUCCGCCCAAAUGACCACGACCACGCCCGCCACUUCCGGUGGACCCCAAUUCGACCCAACAAACUUUGGUGGGAUCCUCGAUCAUGAUACCAACGUCUUUUACGCCUACUCCAAUGCAGAACUCUUCUCACUCGACAUGGGUCUCCUCAAAUCCGCCAAUUCAACUGCCAUACCGUGGGUAGACGUCCAAAAACCGAAUUUUGCGACGGGCCAAUCGACGGCUUCGUAUCAGCCCGUGAUGGCCCUUGCCCAGAACCAUAUUCACUUUUUGGGUCUUCCCGGGUUGCCGGCUGGGGAUGCGAUGAUUUUUGUUAUUCAUUUCUCGUUUUUACAACCUACCCCACAGUCGUAUGGGAGUUUCCCGGCGACGCAUGGGCGGGCUGCGAGUUUCUUCCAGCAGACUGGGGUACAAACGGAAUUCGCGUUCAUACCAGACGACGGUUCGGCGACGUAUGUCGUCAAUGUCAUUACAAACACAACGAAAACCCUCACAGGCCCGACGACAAAAGACUCUUCAGCAACAUACGCGACCUCCACAUCAGCCCUUGUCCAGCUCUCAACGAGCGCAGGUGUGUCUUGGAUGGGGUAUGAUUCGUCUUCAGGGACUGGGACGGCGUGGUCGGCUGUUAAAGCUCUUCCGUCUGUCAACCUAACUUCUGUGACUUCGGGGAGUGCGAGUUCGACAAGUAGUGGUGCUGUUAAGCCUAGUGGGAGUGCUGGGACAUCAUCAGGAGGGGGGAGUAGUAGUAGUAAGUCUGGUGCGGUGAGUGGUAGGGUUGGUAAGGGGUGGUGUGGUUCGUUGGUGGUGGGUGUGUUAGGGGUGGGGCUUGGGCUGGUGGUGUGA
Molecule: messenger RNA, 1221 nt
Organism: Laccaria bicolor S238N-H82
Lineage: Eukaryota; Fungi; Basidiomycota; Agaricomycetes; Agaricales; Hydnangiaceae
Exons: 7
Coding region: 1-1221 (406 amino acids)
Source: RefSeq, a predicted model, not a curated record